AGUAGAACUGAAAGUGCUUUAUUAACAUUGAAAAGUGUUACAUUUUUACGCUUAAUUAAUGUUCAUAGAAAUAUCGAACCGCGCUUUAAACUUAUAACUAACUAAGACUAAGGCUAAGAAAUUUUUUCUUACAAUUGAAACCUCAAAAAAUCAGUGACAACCUUGAACGUACGACACUGCACUGCACUGCACAACACUACACAAUUUUGGUGAACCGAUUUGCAAGAAAAAUAAAAUACUCUAUAAAGGAAAAAAAAUGUCGAACGAAUUGAGCGAAUUAAUCGCGCUAGGCUGCCCCGACCUUACUAGUAAUGGAGGCACUGAAAUUGUUAUGGUUAAUGCUGAACGACGUUUAAGCGUCAAACAGAUGACAGCAACUGACUUUGCUUUAGCGCGCAAAGCUGCAACAUCCAAUGAAUCACCAAAUACCGCAAAUAUAAAGGUAGCUACAACAGCAACGACAAAAGACUUGACGCCUAACACCAGUAGCAGUGUUUCGUUAGAAAAGGCAACACUAUCAUUAAGUGUUUCGCCUACAUCUACAGCAGUGACUGCAAUUACAGCCCGAAAAUUUGCUGCCUCUACGUCUAUAUCACCUAUAGCAACAACACCAUUAUCCCCUAGCCCCACUGAGACAUAUGCAGAGCAAAGUAAAGCGCAACAUUUACCCUGCUCUGCACUACGUGAUCGCAUUACAUCACUGCCCAAUGUAUUUGACGAUGGUAUGGCUCAACUUGUGCUAGACACAUUUACCGCUGUUGACUCACAGGCUGCUAAUAUUACUGCUACAAAACCGCAACUAGAACUGCAAUUGCCUGAGAAUUUGCACAAAGGUCAAGAGACCACAACUGUUGAUAAAAUGCAGAACAAAUGUUCUACUUCUAAUUCGUCGAUUGAUGAAUCUGAAACCGCAGAAAAAGCUUCUAUUGCUGAUUCAAUUGAGUUGAUACGCAUGCAACGUAGAGAGCGGCUACUUGCAAAUGAACAUGAACGUGAACGUUCAUAUUCACCACCUCUGCGUGAAAUACAUUAUGAACGAAGUUUGGCACCAGAUCGUCUACAUAGUUCCAGUAUUAGCAGUGUUGGCUCUGGUGCUUCAGCUUGUACUGGUUCUGUCAGUAUUUCAGCCUCAGUAAAUACUAGCAAUAAUGCUAGUCGCCGUAGUAGUAUUGCGAGUAAUUCAAUUGAUGUAACAGCAGUCUCCACUUCAGCAACAGUUAAAGUGCCAGCUGCAAAUGCUUUUCCACUGACCAAAACAUAUUCAACUCCAAAUAUGGAAGCACGUAAAAAUAGCUUAACAGCAGUUUUUCCGCCAGCUAAAGUUGACUUAAUUGAAGAGAGUACAUCAAAUACAUCGAUGACCCCGCCGGAACAAAGUCUAAAGCAGUCACAAAAUACUAUAAAUAAAACAUUUGAGAGAGUAAGAAAAACAAUAUCCAAAUCAAAAUCAAAAUCAAAGUCAAAAUCUCCGGCGACAAAGACUGUACAGAAAUCUGGUCUAACAUUAGCCGAAAUACAUAAAAUUGUUGAGGAUACUAUAAAACGAGAAAUACCUACCGGCAAGAUGGUACAUCGCACCAAAACGCCACCACCAGUUGGAGUUAAACUUGGUGUAAAUUUAAAAAAAGUAUCACCACCAAAAACUACCAUAACAGUUAAGAAAAAUGUUGCGCCAAUGUUGGGUGUUGUUUUGCGUAAGGUUGAAAAGAAGACAGAACCACAAAAAAGUAUACUCGACGAUGAUAAACCAUUGUAUCAUUUGUCUAUAGUACGCAGUGAUAACAAGGACUACAAACCGGCACAGAAACCAAAGCCAAAACCUGCGCCUACAAAUUUACAAAAAUCUGCCACAACUACAGCAAUGCCUACUAAACCAAAUCCUGGUGGUAUACUAACAGGACCUCAAGUUACGGCUAUACGCACCGUGCCGGUUAGCCAACAACAAUUGAAAACCUUACGCCCACAAAUGGGUGUACCAAUUACCAUACAGAAGAUUGAAGGUGAUAAAAUUAUUAUUAUCAAGAAAAUUAUUGUACCUAAAAAUAGCAAAAUACCGGAACAAUAUCUACAGGUUACAAAUAACGCAACAAAAGCUGCAAAUGAAACACCGUCACCAGUUGCUAGCAAUCAGCACACAGCAACGACAAUGUCAAGUAAAGAAUCUGCUGUAAAAAAUAUAUCAUAUGGCAAUGUGGCGUCUAAUUCAACAAGCAGUACAGGUAAUACGCUGGCGGCUACUACGACACCUACACAUAAAACCAUUAGUCAACCUAGUAAAGAGGAAAAUAUGCAGAAACCCACUUGCAUAUCUUUUACCAAUCAGUCGCCACAUCAACUUAGUCAAACACCACCACAACAUCAGCAACAACUUUUUAAAAUAAUGUCACCACAAUUCGCUACGGUGUUGUCGUCCAGUAAAGCUGAAACAAAAAGCGGUCUACGUUCACCUAUAUCGUCGCCAUUAGCAAUACGUAAAAAUCGAUCACUGUUACCUGGAAGUCCGAAAUCAACACCACCAUUACCGCGUAAGAACUAUCCACCAUUGUCCUAUAAUGCCAUUACAGGUGCUAUAACUUCACCAAUUGCUAUACCCGCAGUGCCACCUAGAAUGAUGGCUACCAUAACUUCUAGCCCGCCAUCUAGUCUGUCAUUAUCCUCAUCAAACUCAACGCCUUCUACACCCUCAACUUCACCACCACCACCGCUGCCUUGUCGUGCACCAAAACAUAACUCUAGCAGUAAUGUACAACAACUGUUAAAUGCUAGUCCAAAAAUGGUCAGAAAUAAUUCAAGUUAUAAGUAUGGACAUCCAACACAACAGUCUUUUACACCUCGGAGCACGACCAAACUACCAACUGUGAAUGCUCAAAAUAAUCAAAAUAGUAACAAAAUGCCGGUAAUUACAACGCAGCCGCUGUCUGAAAUUGAUCUUGAUAAACUCAUUGCCCAACAGAAGGAAUUAGAUGAAAUUAAUGCCACAGCUGCACAUAAUUCCAAAAUGGAUGCUAAUCUUUACGAUGCCGAAAUUGAAAUGAUGAAUAAAUAUUUGAAGAGUUUGCCAGACUACAGUGAAAUCGAUAAGAAAAUACAUCAAGAAUUCAAAGAAUGUGAAGAUCUCUGUGAGCGUUUGAAGAAACGUCAACAACCUUUGUCAAAAUCUAACUCACAACAAAAUGUAACACCUGCUUACUUUACUAAGACUCAGCAACCAGCCUUACCUACAAGUAGUGCUUACCUACCAAAUAAUAACUUGAGCAAAUCUUCAUCCAUUAAUUUUGGUCACCAAUUGUCCAGUCAACAAACUCCACCUAAUACAAAUCAAGCACAUAAAACACGCAUGGCGUAUCCCUCUAUAUUUGCUGCUUUAGGGGCGCCAAGUAAUACUACUCAAGCUCCAAAACUACAAAGAAGUGUAUCUAGUUCUAAUAUGCCACACUCGACGCAACAAUUAUAUCAAAGUAUGCACUCCUAUUUACCACAAUCAACACCAUUAGAUGCACAAGAUAAGAAUGGUUCAACAACAGGUUCAAACUUAUCAUUAAAUAAACAACUGAUGAAUGAUUUUUGGACUGAGAAUAUAGCCUCAUCACAAAAACGACAGACACCAAAACGUACCUUUUGGAAUUACGAGAAAAUUUGUAAUACUCAAUUAGGCGCAGCAGGUGCACCAUUAAAGGUGGACGCACAAACUGCAAAGAAGUUGGCGAUAUUUGAUCCAACUGUCGCAGAGGCAGCGCAGAAAGAAUUAUACAAACCCAACAAAUUGCAGAAAAAUGCUUCUCUAUCACAUUUGGACAUGAAAGUGAGGCAAGCAGUUACCAAGGAAGAUCUCUAUAAGUUGAUUUGCAAUGAAAAUCCACAAACCACUGGACCCACUACUUUUAACUCGCCGAAUGGUUUCGUAAGCAGAGUGCCAGUAAAAAUUAAUAAUCCGCAAAUUUCUGAACCAAUGACAACUAAUUUAAACAAAAGUGUUUCACUUUUUCAUGUACCCUCCGUUGGGGUACCACAGAGUAUUGGCAUGACAAAUAAUUUGAUUCGUUCCAAUAGCAAAACACACAUACCAACCUAUAUGAAGCAUUUACCAUCUCUAACUCGUAGUACUUCAAACACUGCUAUACUCUUGCCAGCACAGGUACAGCAAAAGGAAACAAAUUCUAAUGCAACAACUGUGGCAAAACAAAUUAGUCAACCGAAAAUUGCAGCCGCAACAAUUAAUAGCAAUGCGUCAUCAACAUCUACUGCAGUUAUAGCGAAUCCCUACCGCGGCCUAUUGAAAAGUUCAUCUAGUUCAAGUAUUUUAGGUGUUGGAGCCUCAACUAAAUAUAGUCCCUUUCAAAUGAGUCAGUCACAUUUACAUGCAUCUGACUCAUGCCAGCAUCAAUUAGCAAAUAAGUCAACAGCAACACCUCUCGCACCAGCGAUGACUACUUCUUUAGUGGCUCCCAAUGAAAAACCAACAUCACCCUUAAGUGAUGAGCUAAUGAUGCGACAAAAACAAACUCAACUGCAACAACAGCAACAACAGCAACAGCAGCAGCAUAUGCAACCUAAACUAGCAAAAAUCAAUGAGAAUACAAACUCAAUUAGCGAUAUUGCUCAAGCAACAGAAUCUCCGUCCCUCGAACGUAAGUCCGAGAAAAGCAAUAGCACGAUCAGUACAAAUAGUGUGACAGUAACGAAUUGCUGCGCUACACAUCUACCGCAAUUAUCAAAGUUUACGUCAUCAUUUCAUAUACCUUCAACUGCAGCGGAUAGUAAAGCACAGCAACAACAAUCAAAGCAAACAACAGGUACCACAAGUAGCAAUAACAACAGUAACAGCAAUAGCAGCAAUUACAAGAUAACAAAAACGCAAAGUGCUGCCAAUAUAGAAUUGUCGAAACGUCAAAAAGAAACCGACAAUAAAGUAGAAAAAUCUGUAGCUGACAUGCUAAAAAUAAGCAACAAUAAUAAAUCAACGUUAACAAUGACACCAUCAACAACUGCUACUACUGCUGCUCAGACUGCAGCUGCUGCUGCAAUUGCAACAUCAGCAACAAUAACAGACAAUAAAUUGAUUGCAAAACAAGAAUCCUUGCAAAAUUUAGGCAAACCAAUCACAAGCAAAACAACUACAGAAACAAAUACAACAGCAUCACAAAUACCUUUACCAAUAGCUAGUAUUGCAACAUCAACAACAACUGCACCAACAGCAGCAACGCAACAAUUUGUUAAGAAAAAUUUUCCUAUUGGAAAAUCCAAUUCAACAUCACAAAUUCAAACUGCUUAUCAAAGACAGUGUAUACUACAGCAACAACAACCGCUACCACAACCGCAACAACAGCAUCACCAAAAUCCAGAACAACAACAUUUACAACAGCAAAAUAUGUUGAGGCAACAGCAGCAGCAACAACAACAACAUGUGCAAAAUUAUCCGCAACAUAAGCGUCCUUUCUUAAAUUGGAAUUCGUUUGCUUGCUCAGCUAUGAGUGGUAGUAUUGAUCCUUUUAUGCAAAAGCAACAACAACAACAACAUCAUCAGCAGCAGCAACACAAAUUACAACAAGUACCAACAACAACAAAUGUUGCUAAGAAAUUAGUGCAACAACAAUUACCAACACAACCUAAACCUGCUACAGGUCUAGCAGCAUUUUUACAAAAAAGCACUAAUAAAGAAAAUAAAUAUAUUGCACCAACGACAAUUCCCCAACAAAUAUACGCUACUACAACGCAAUUUCAACAACAUCCACAACAACAACAACAAGUGGUGUAUGCUUAUCAACCGCAACAUCAACAACAACAAAUGCAACAGCAACAAAUGCAUCAGCAGCAGCAGCAACAACAACAACGUCGCAAUCCAAUUACCCAUUCAGCUUCAUUCACUACAACACAACGUCCUACGGUGAUGGCAGCUUAUCCACAACAACAAUUGCAUUUAGGACAAGUAACAAAGCAACAACAACAACAAGUUGGAGGUACUUAUUAUAGUAAUAACCCACAGCAGGGCCCACAGCAGCAACAAAAUGAACGCAAAGUUUUACAAACAUUUGAACCGUAUUUAUAUGCGAAGCCAACUAAUUUAAGUGUUGGGAAUUUGCAGCAAUCUUUUUACCAACAGCAACAGCAACAACAACAACAACAGCUGCAGCAACAGCCAAUUAAUGGUGGCGGUGUUUUAAUGCAACUUCCGCAACAACAAGCGCAGCCCGCAGUACAGCAACAAACGCAACAUGUUGCUGGAUUUUAUGCUUAUGGCUCAAAGCCGAUGUUGCAAACGGCGGCACCUAUUGCAACAAUGACUUUUGAAUCUACCGUCAAUGCAGCAACUGCGCCAACAUUUAGUCCGAUUAUUCUGCAACAACAACAGCAGCAGCAACAACAACAACAUCAGCAGCAACAACAAUUGGAAUGUAAUUCAAUUAAUUUAAAUCAAACACAAAAUCAAAUGUCAAAAUCUGCAAUUGCACAUUUUUCGAGUAUCGAGACAGCAAAGCCGAUCAUUCAAGACGAUACAGAUGGGCAUUUAAUAUAUCACGCCGGCGACAUAUUGCAUCAUAGAUAUAAGAUUAUGGCAACUUUGGGCGAGGGUACCUUUGGGCGUGUCGUGAAAGUGAAGGACAUGGAAAGAGAUUACUGUAUGGCAUUAAAAAUUAUUAAAAAUGUGGAAAAAUAUCGUGAAGCCGCUAAACUCGAAACUAAUGUUUUAGAGAGAAUAUCACAGAAGGAUCCACAUUGUGAUCAUUUAUGUGUUAAAAUGGUUGAUUGGUUUGACUAUCACGGCCACAUGUGCAUCGUUUUUGAAAUGUUGGGCUUGAGUGUUUUCGAUUUCUUGCGUGAGAACAACUAUGAACCGUAUCCAUUGGAGCAAGUACGGCACAUGGCCUAUCAAUUAUGUUAUGCGGUCAAAUUUUUACAUGACAAUCAUUUGACACAUACCGAUCUUAAGCCAGAAAAUAUACUUUUCGUUGACUCAGAGUAUGCAACACACUAUAAUCAUAAGCUAAAUUGUGAAGUGCGACGUGUCAAAAACACUGAUGUCCGCCUUAUUGAUUUUGGUUCAGCUACAUUUGAUCAUGAACAUCACAGCACAAUUGUUUCAACACGUCAUUAUCGUGCACCAGAAGUUAUCUUAGAAUUAGGUUGGUCACAACCUUGUGAUGUUUGGUCUAUUGGUUGCAUUCUAUUUGAACUGUAUUUGGGUAUUACACUAUUUCAAACUCAUGAAAAUCGCGAACAUCUUGCCAUGAUGGAGCGCAUACUUGGACAAAUUCCUUAUAGGAUGGCACGUAACCAUACUCUUUACAGCAAAACUAAAACUAAAUAUUUCUACCACGGUAAGUUGGAUUGGGAUGAAAAGUCAUCAGCUGGACGUUACGUUCGCGAUCAUUGUAAGCCAUUAUUCAGAUAUCAAAUGAGUGAUACUGAGGAUCAUUGUGAACUCUUCGACUUAAUUAAAAAAAUGCUUGAAUAUGAGCCAUCCCAACGUGUUACUUUAGGUGAAGCCUUGAGGCAUCCAUUUUUCGAAAAACUUCCACCUCAUCAACGUAUCGGUGAUCUUGGUAACACUAAACAAAAUACCUCAUCAGGUAGUAGCAGCCGUGAGCGUUCUCAUAGUUUAUCCAGAUGAGAUUUAGCACGAUUUGGUUACUGCUAAGAAGUUCAAAGGUUAUCACAGCAGCAACAACAACAACUAACGAGACAAUUAUAACAAUAAUAGAGUAAUAAUUAGAAAAUUUGAUGUUUGUUAGAACACCAACAGAACAUUAAUAAUAUUUGAUAAUUAUUAAACAGACAUAAAAUUCGGUCUGUGAAGACAAACUUAAAACAGCUGCUACUUAAAAAAUAUCCAAAACAGUAUAUUUAUAAAAAAAAUUAUUAAAGUAUAUUGUAAGCUAAUAAUAUAUUUUAUAUUCUAUGUUAGCUUUUUUAUGUAUCAUUUUUUAUGGACAUUUCAAUAUCUUUUAACUUCAUCAUAAUUUAAUUCAGUAAAAUACUACUAUAUACUACUAUAUAUUUUUCUCUAUGUUUGUCCU
Teleopsis dalmanni is the source of this 8015-nucleotide messenger RNA. RefSeq names its product platelet binding protein GspB-like. The transcript has 11 exons. Gene Ontology annotation, biological process: protein phosphorylation. NCBI's taxonomy places the organism in Eukaryota, Metazoa, Arthropoda, Insecta, Diptera, Diopsidae. The record is from RefSeq and is a predicted model, not a curated record. Gene Ontology annotation, molecular function: protein kinase activity; ATP binding. Bases 257 to 7609 code for a protein of 2450 amino acids. Gene Ontology annotation, cellular component: nucleus.